Messenger RNA from Aricia agestis (brown argus), 1478 nucleotides. Its product is annotated as phospholipase B1, membrane-associated-like. The coding region runs from base 251 to 1459 and encodes 402 amino acids. The transcript is spliced from 7 exons. Gene Ontology annotation, molecular function: glycerophospholipase activity. The record is from RefSeq and is a predicted model, not a curated record. Gene Ontology annotation, biological process: phospholipid metabolic process. NCBI's taxonomy places the organism in Eukaryota, Metazoa, Arthropoda, Insecta, Lepidoptera, Lycaenidae.
GCGGCGCGGGCGCACGGCGCGCGUGCGCUGACACUGUCAAACCCGACCUGCGUCUACGCGGUCACACAGGUUGAGAGGGCUUCAAAAACUUCAGAGGGACUCAAAAAGUCCUACCAUUACCAAGAAAAAUUGUCCGUGUAAAAGUCUUCCGAGAAAGUAAGAGAGGGCUGCAAAAAGUACCCCGUCUUCAAAGGUUCCCUGAAUAGGGCAGUGUAAUGAUGGUAUAGUGUGUGUUUGUGAUGUGGUCACCAUGCUGGCUGGUCUACUGUUGCUGCUGAACGGGGUGGCGGCCUACAAUAUCAGCUUCAUCAGCAAUGACCUGUUUGACAUCAAGUAUCCACCUCGUAAAUCGAACAUUCGUCGGCAGCGCGCCUUCUCUCCGGACACUCCAUUCCCCUGCCAGGACUCCGUACCCUGGGGUCGGAGUAAAGAGGUGCCGACUUCCGUCCACCGCCUUAGACCAGGAGACAUAGAUGUAGUGGCCGCGAUUGGGGAUUCCCUGGUGGCUGGUAGUGGCGCACUGGAAGAAUUCGCUUUGGGAGCCAUAGUCGAGCAUAGGGGAGUUUCUUGGUGUGCAGGUGGUGACAGCACAUGGCGAGAGUUCCUAACGUUACCGAACAUCCUGAAGGAAUACAACCCAAAACUUCGUGGCUACUCCACGGGCACGGGGGAGUGGCUGACGAAGAACGCCAGGCUCAACGUGGCCUUCCCGGUGGCCUCCGACCAGGACGCUUAUAAACAGGCCAAGAUCCUCGUCGCUCGCAUGCAGUCUUCCCCCGAUAUCGACGUGUCACGUGACUGGAAGAUGAUCACCGUGUUCCUCGGCGCGAACGACCUGUGCUCGGCCUCCUGCCUCUCGCCCGUGUCGUGGUCGCCCACUGCCCACGCGCGGAAGCUGGCUCGGGCACUGGAUUACUUCCAUACGCAUCUGCCGAGGACUAUCAUCAAUUUGAUUCCGGUUUUAGACGUGUCGGUAUCUGUGCGCGUGCUGCGGCCGGUGAUGUGCCGUCUGAUGCACCCGCUGUUCUGCCGCUGCUUCCACAACGGCGGCAACGAGCUGCUGGAUCUGGUGCGCCAGGCACGACUCUACCAGGCGGCGGAGACGGCGCUGGUGGCGAGCGGUCGGUACGACACGCGCGACGACUUCACAGUGGUGAUCCAGCCGUUUAUGAAGCUGUUCAACGCACCGCUCCCCCCGCGCGCGCCGCUGCCGCUCGUCAUACACCAGUCCUACAUCACACACGACUGCUUCCACUUCUCGCAGAAGGGACACGCGCUGGCUGCAAACCUCCUGUGGAACAACCUGCUGGAGCCAGUGGGCAACAAGUCGGACAACGUGCCUCCAGUACUGAUGCACUCCUUCAAGUGCCCGUCCAAAAGCGCACCCUUCAUAUUCACCAACAAGAACUCUAAGUACUACUUCGAAACUGGCCAGCAAGAUGGUGCUUCAGACACGUGACGAUAGCUUAAAUUAGGAA